Molecule: messenger RNA, 1527 nt
Organism: Lobosporangium transversale
Lineage: Eukaryota; Fungi; Mortierellomycota; Mortierellomycetes; Mortierellales; Mortierellaceae
Product: Gcd10p family-domain-containing protein
Exons: 5
Coding region: 47-1525 (492 amino acids)
Biological process (GO): tRNA methylation
Cellular component (GO): tRNA (m1A) methyltransferase complex; nucleus
Source: RefSeq, a predicted model, not a curated record
GCCAGCUUACUUCUUGUUUGUUUCUCUUCCAAAAGCAAGGAUCGACAUGGAAUCUGUCCAACAUGACCAACCAGUCAGUGGUAAUCCCGACACAAUUAAUGCCGGGGAACAUGUCUUCAUCAAAAUGCCUAGUGACAAUGUCAAAUGCAUUGUUCUAAAGCCUAAUAGCAAUGUGUCGCUUGGGAAGUUUGGAACAUUUAAGGCCAAUGACAUUAUUGGCCGUGCUUGGGGCAAUACUUAUGAGAUUUAUGACAAGGACAACAAGACUCGCAUCUAUCACUUGGAUGAGAUCAACGAAGUCGAAGAGACGAAGAAUAACAAUCGUGAAAUCAUCGAUGACAGUUCUGCACAAAAGCUGACGCUGGAAGACAUUAGAGCACUCAAGAAUGAAGGACUUAAAGGAGAGCUCACAGGAGAGGAAAUCGUUAAUAAGUUGAAAGAGAGUCAUAGUGCGUUUGACAAGAAAACAGCAUAUUCUCAGGCAAAAUACCUCCAGAAGAAAGGCAAAAAGUUUCACAAAAUAUUCACUCCAAUCAAACCCACUACUUAUUUUGUCAACGAGUAUUUCUAUACCAAAAAUCCAGUCAAAAUCAGGGAUAUCCGUAUGGACACACUCUCGCAGCUACUUUCAUACUCUAACGUGCAUUCUGGAUGCAAAAUCUUGGUUGUCGAUGAUACCCAGGGAAUGAUCGUUUCGGCUCUUGCAGAACGCAUGGGAGGCCAAGGCACAAUCCUUGGACUGUAUGAUGGCGAUAAUCCACACUAUGAUGUAGUCAAGUACAUGAAUUUCAAUCAGGAGAUUCUAGAUUCAAUCAAGGUGUUGUCUUGGCUCCGUAUCCACCGCCCAGCAGACGAAAAGACUCCGGAUGAGCUCCAAGAUGUAACGCAGUUGUCUGGAAAGGAUUUGGAGGGCUAUCACCGUCGUGUUAAAGCUUACAAGAUUGUUGAGGAAUCGCGCCAAAUUUUGUUUGAAAGUAAUUUUGAUGCUCUGAUUGUUGCUUCCCAAUACAAGCCAGAGUCAAUUCUUGAGAAGCUAUUGCAAUAUGUACGAGGAUCUAGACCCGUUAUCGUUUACCAUCCACACAAGGAGGCUCUAUUGGAGACUAGCACUUGGAUGCGCAGGUGCCCUGAUCUUUUAGCUCCCCAACUGACAGAGAGUUGGCUUAGGAAAUCACAAGUUCUUCCUGGACGGACACAUCCUGAGAUGUCAACGUGGGGCUCUGGAGGCAGUUUGCUAUCAGCAACGAAGAUUAUUAAUAAGCCCGUCCAGGCAGCGUUGACAAAGCGCGAGCGACUAGCUCAGGAAAAGAGGAACGCAGAAGCAAAGAAACUUAAAAGGACACAUGGGGAGACUGAAAAGGCGGAAACAGUUGUUAUUACAGAAUUAAUCACCACGACCACAACAACUACCACCACAGUUUCUACACAAGAUUCUGUUGGACCACCAUCAGCAGUACCAGUAGUGUUGGAAGGGGAUAAAGAAACGGAAGAUGAGCGAUUGGUAAAGCGUGUCAAGCAAGAAUAAAA